AAUCAAAUGUUAGCCUUCAUUGAAGUCAAUGUUUACAUUGAUUUAAAUAUUAAGUGAUUUAAGACAACAGCUAUGAGUCGUUUCCACACUUUUACCACAAAUGAGUCAUCAGAUGAUGACUCCGAUGACAGAGAGGACGGACAACUCGAUGAUGACUGUUGUGGUACUGAUAGUCAAUACUUGACAACAAACACAACAACUACUAUUCAAAUGAAUAAAACAUUGGACAUAAUGGACAAGAAAACUGAUACCAAAAGACCCAAUCGGUUCAGUAUUUGGUCCAAUAUUCUUCUAGAAGAAGAUCUUAAAGAUUCGAUGCAAACCUCAAUGGAUAUUAAUAAAAGAUUGCGGACAUCAAAAUAUGACCGAAAUUGUGAAAACUACUCGUUUUGGACCAAAAGCCAACUCGAAAACAAAGACAAUAAAGAAGAUAAUCAGGAAAUGUCACAAACAGUUGAUACUAAUCACAAUCAAAGCAAGAAAUCGUCAAAGAAAUCGUCAAAGAAAAAGAAAAUUAGGAAAAACCAAAAAGAUUUUGUGACCGAAAUGGCGCACAAACUUAAAGAACCGAAAGUGGAUCUCUUGAAAAGAGUAUUUGAGACAAUCGGUGAAUCAAAAAUGACAGAACUGUUUUCGGCUACUCUUGAUGUUGAGUCCAGCGGUGGACUCAUGACAUUGGAUGGCAAACGACGGCGAACUCCGGGCGGAGUAUUCUUUCAAUUACUCAAAAAUGACAAAAAGUUAAUGUGUGAGCUAACUGUGUUGUAA
Messenger RNA from Oppia nitens, 768 nucleotides. RefSeq names its product phosphorylated adapter RNA export protein-like (gene Phax). The record is from RefSeq and is a predicted model, not a curated record. Gene Ontology annotation, biological process: snRNA export from nucleus. Bases 73 to 768 code for a protein of 231 amino acids. NCBI's taxonomy places the organism in Eukaryota, Metazoa, Arthropoda, Arachnida, Sarcoptiformes, Oppiidae. The transcript has 3 exons.